Messenger RNA from Solea solea (common sole), 6222 nucleotides. RefSeq names its product zinc finger protein 99. Lineage: Eukaryota; Metazoa; Chordata; Actinopteri; Pleuronectiformes; Soleidae. The coding region runs from base 283 to 4602 and encodes 1439 amino acids. The record is from RefSeq and is a predicted model, not a curated record. Gene Ontology annotation, biological process: regulation of transcription by RNA polymerase II. The transcript is spliced from 2 exons. Gene Ontology annotation, molecular function: RNA polymerase II cis-regulatory region sequence-specific DNA binding; DNA-binding transcription factor activity.
UUCCGGGAACAGUCGCCCUCGCGCACAUAGCAGCAGCAGCAGCCUCCAUACGGUGCAGGUGUGAGAGCUACCUUAAAAACUGCACCCUCCGUCAUCAUUUGCCUUUGUGAAACAAUGCGUUUUGCCGCUCUGGUAUGAGUUGACUAUCUGGACUAUCACAAAUCACAGUUUCCACCUAUUUGUUCUCUGGUUUCUCGCAGAUAAGGGAAACUAGAACAACAGUGGUGCUGUUUAGUCGUGAGCAUUAGCUCAAUAGAGCUAACACAACCAAACCACACCAAGAUGGACGAAACUAGCGGAGCUAUUGCUACGACUGUGACCAUAGAGGACGAAGCUGAAAACAACCCGUCAAAUGGACAGAAAGCACCUGGAAACGACGCCGGUCCCUCCACUGCUGAGGAUUCAGUUAAUUCUGGGGUUGAGGAUUUCUACACGCAGCAUUGUGGAGAAGUCUUCAGAGAGGAGGCAGCCCAUGUGGAGCAUCACCAUCAGCAUCCACCAGAAAAAGUGGGUUUAGAUGACCAGUUGGAUGACUCGCAUGAUGCACAAAAGGACAGAGAAACAGCAAAUGUUUGUACUUUAUGUUCACUCUCAUUUGCUGAGCUUAGUGAAUUCCACUUGCACAUGGAGAAGAAUCAUGGUCAAACCUCCCCAAAGGAGUCGGGUAUUCAGAAAAACUCUGAGAUAAAGAAGCAGCGAACUUAUGAAUGCCCAGACUGUGGGAAAUCUUACUUUACGCUUGGACACUUUCUCAACCAUCAGCGCUCACACACGCGAGCUGCCAAAUCAGUUUUUAAUGACCUUGAACAUUUAGAAAAGAAACCUUUUCAGUGUGAACUUUGUGGGCGGAAUUACUCUCGUGCCUCAGCUCUUGAUGCACAUCGGCGUUAUCACCAGGAAAAUUUAGUUAAGUCACGAAACAGGAAUUCGGGAGAUACAAUACCUACUGAAGAGUCUAUACCUGAAGCCAAGCCUCGUGAAAGUCAGACAGAUAAUUCUACUGGGAAAUCUUUUGAGUGUAAAUGUGGCAAAGCCUUUUCUGCCCUAAUGGGACUUAAAACACAUCAGCGCUUUAGUCGGAAUAAUCAGUGCUCUCGAGAGGCAGCUAACGAUAAACCAAAGAAAAUCAACAGUAAGUUUUACUGUACUGAGUGUGAUAAGGAUUUUGGUGCCUAUCUGGCCCUCUUUAACCAUCAGCGAUGGCAUUCUAAUCACUCACAAACCUCUGCAAAAAAGUUUGAGUGUGAGGAAUGUGGAAAAUCUUUUGUGUCAUCAACAUUCUACUUCAGGCAUAAGCGUCUUAAGCACAGUCUUGAAACCCCAGCAAAGUCCUUCCUCCAUCAAGUGUGUCAGCUACAGAAGAAGGCAUUUGAAUGUAAGGACUGUGGGCUGAAGUUUUCCAGGGCUUCUGCACUUCACUCCCAUCAGCUGCAUCACACAGAUGUUUAUGGAGACGGUGAGAGAAAAGAGAAGGAAAAUGAUGAGGUUAAAUUGGAAAUAAGGUUGCCGAUUGCUUCAAGUCCUAAUGAAGAAGCUUCACUAGUACAUGAGGCUGAUGAAGAUGUGGAGAGUUAUGAACCUGGGGACUUUAUUGUUCAGGUGAUCAGCGCAAGUGAGUCUGAUGACGAGCCUGUCCAUGACCUGAAGCCUGAUCUUGAGCUGCUGUGUGAAUCAGAUCAGGAAAUGAGGGAAGAUGGUGACACUGAUGCAUCCUCCAGCGUUCUAGUUGUCAAACCAGAGAUGGACUUAAAAAUUGUACAAGUUGACUUUGAGCAGGCCGACGAACAUGAUGCACUGCUAGCCAGUGAAGGCGAUACAGAAACCACUGAGCAAAGGUUUAAUUGUCCAGAAUGCUACCGUUGGUUCAAUCGUAGUGGAUCCCUUGCCAUUCACAGAAUGUGGCAUCGCAUUCGUAGGACAAGACAACAAUGUGAAGCUCAGUCAGCAGCAGUUGGCACAUCUGACACAGGCGGGCAUGACGGCAGUAGCUCCACAGUAGCACCUCACUGCAGUCAUAUACAACAACACAAGACUCACAACCCAAGUGACGAUGUAUUGAACCAGGCUGAGGAUUUAGAGAAGAAAAUCUUGACUUGCGGUGAGUGUGGUCAAAGCUUCUCACAUUUGUCUGCUUUAGUCUCUCAUCAAUUACAUCAUCCCAAAAGAAAACGAUUCCAGUGCCCAGAUUGUAUGAUGUCUUACUUGCAUGCAGCUAGCUUGUUUAACCACAUGAAAAAGUGCUCUGCUCAAAAGAAAGAUAAUGUUUUGAUCUCUAAGAAAGAAUACAAUCCGAAGAAGACCCUUCUAGGCCCAAAGAUUUAUCAUUGUGAACAGUGUGGGAAGGGUUUUUGGUCUUUAGGAGCUUACUCACAUCACAAGCAAAAUCAGAACGAGUGUGCAGAAUUGAGGCAAAGAAAAGGUGGUGGUGGAUCUUUACAUUCUGUUAAUGGACAGCCACGCUCCACCACUAAAGUUGCAUGUCCAGUGUGUGGUAGAAAAUUUCGUCACAAGGGGAUUAUGACAUUGCACAUGCGAAAACAUGAAAAUGGAAACCAUAAAUGUGAACUUUGCCCCAGGUCAUUCCGCCUUUUUUCCAGCCUCCUUAGACACCAAGUUGUUCAUAAUGAUCAGUUACUCCCUCCCCCCAUUAAAUCUUUUCAGCAUCAAGUGGAACAGUUGAAAAAAAACACCUAUAGCUGUCCUGACUGUGGAAAGCUGUUUUCACGGGCCAAAGCACUUCAGUUUCAUAUGAAAAGCCAUGGGUAUGAGACUGGGCACUCCCCAUCAUCACCCGGAGCUUCUGCAACAUUGGAAGAUCUCCAGUGUGCGACAUGCCUCUCACAUUUCAACAACAAGGCCUCAUUGCGUGCUCAUCAAAAACUUUGCAUUAGGAGAGUGAAUCAGGCUGUUGAUAGUAAGCCACAACCCUUAGAAAAUGACACAACAAUAUUUCACAAGGAAAGUGUAGUUACACAGAAAGGCUUUGACCACUUAACCUUGAGUACUGAAGGAAAGGAAGAAAUGAACAGCAGUGAGCUUAAGAUCAAAGAUCAAAGUAAUAAUUCAGAUUUGAAAUACAAAUGCAACAAGUGUGACAAGAGCUUUUCAGUGGUUGGGGCUUUGAAUCUGCACCAAAGAAUUCAUGCUGAGCGCUACAGAUUAGCUAAGGCAAAAUUGGCCAUGACGGUAAUGCUUAAGAAACCUAGUCAGGAAGAGUUGGGUAAAGGGCCAUUUCACUGCUCAGAAUGUGGGAGGCGAUUCAUGUCCAACUCAGCCCUGGGCUCACACAAACGAUGGCACAAAGGAAAGAAAUUUUCACGAUCUGUGGUAAAAGAUGAAGACUUUAAAUCCAAGACAGAGGGUGGAGCUUUUCAGUGCAACAAAUGCAGCAAACAGUUUUUUAACCAUUGUGUUCUCCAGCGCCACCAGAUGUUCAAUCCUCAAUGUCAAAUAAAAACCGAACCAGGUUUAAGCAAACAUACAGAGAGCAGCAGCACAGUUGAAAAUUCAGACCUUUCGUGUCCUAAGUGUAACAAGUCAUUUGUGGAAGGUUUUUGCCUAGCUGUCCAUUGUGAAAAUGAGCAUGGUAUAGUAUUGGAGGCUGCAGAUUAUGAAGGAGAUGGGCUUGUCUUAGGAGACCCCAUCCUAGAACAAGUUAAUGUCGGUCUUAAUGGGAGUGAGUCCACAUCGUUGAGACUGAAGCAAAAAGUUCACCAGUGUUCCCUCUGUUCUAUGACCUUUGCUAAAGAAAGAGGUCUUAAUGCCCACAUAAGGCAGGCCCACUCAGAUAGCACAAAGAGUCAAAAUAUAGUUCUUUUGAGUCCAAAAAGCCAGACCAUUCCUACAAGCAGUGAGGUCAGAAGUACAGAAGCAAUGUCAGCUAUAGAUUACUCUACAAAGAAACAUAGCCCUGUUGGCAAAGAAACAGAGACAAUCAUAUCAUGUCUUGACUGUGGGACACAGUACAGUUCUUCACGCUCACUAUUUGACCAUAAGAAAGUUUGCAUGUCGGUGAAGCAGGAGUUUAAACAGGAAAUCCAGGCAUCUGAAGGAACCACUGAUGUUUCCCCACCACUCAACCGCUUUUCAGAGCAUUCCGUCAAAUGCUUCUAUAAGUGCGAUAUGUGCGGUAAAGCUUUUCAGACAGAGGAACAUUUAAGAACCCAUAAGACCAAGGCAAAGAGCCGACCUUAUUGUUGCGCUCUUUGCUGCCACGGCUUUUGGACAGAGACCCAGCUACAGCAACAUCUUGCCUGGCACGAUGAAGUCCGUGGUCGUCUCCCAAAUGAGGUUCGAUAUAGGCUCAGCGCUGCUAUGACCUCCGUGCCUCCGAAACCUAAAGUCCCAUCUGCUGACAACAGGGAGAAGUUUUUUCCAUCUACUACGCUGAACGAAGCUAUGCUUAAACCAGACAGCCAGAGUAGCCAUAAGUGCCAGCACUGUGGCAAAGCCUUUCUUUCACCAACUGCUUUACAGAAACAUGAAACUCAGCACUGUAACAAUGACUCAUAUCAUUGCUCCAUUUGCCCCAGGACCUUCAGUGAAAUACAGGACCUUAUUGAUCACCACCAGGAAUGUAUUGGUGAUUACAAUGGUCAGUGAUGUCCCAGCUGCUGUCUCAUCAGGAGAUGGCAGUGGCCUUACUUGCCUUGAAUGUGGAACUACCUUUUUUUUUUGUCAAGAAACCAGCAAUCUACUGAGCAAGUUUGCGGACUAUAUAAGAUGAAACAAACCUCAAUGAUGAACUUUAGUGAAGACACUGUAGAUUGUAGACUUCAAUUUUUUUUCUUUUAAGCUAUAAACUCCCUCGCUAGACUUCAUUCUUAAGUAGUUGUGUGCUUCCUUUGUUUGUUGCUAUAUUAUUUGAGACUUUCCUUCAAAUAUUUUGACCUGUUCUCAGGCUUUGCUUUACACUGGACUAGUAUAUGUACAGUAUAUUCUACAAAUGUUAGAAAAAAAUAACCUUUUAUGGACUUUAGUUGAGAUGUCACCAAUGUUGGUGUAUUUUGGGCCUCCUGACUGAAGUGAUUAAAUUCAUAACUGGAUUAAAAGAGAUUAAAUAUUCCUGCAUGCGCAUGUUUGUCCAAUUGCAUUUUAAACUCAGAAAAAUGAAAAGUGCUGUUGACACACUUCUGUCUUCAAAGCUGAUGCAACGUUCACUAAUUCUACUACUGUCAUUUUUAAUAGUGUAGCUUUUUGCUAAUUUCACUGAAAAAACAUGAAAUCGAUAAAUGUGCAACAUUUAUGUGAGUCAGUAAAAGAUGUUGAACUUUACUGCUACUAACUACUAUACAGCAAAAUUGUGCAUUGUGUACAAUACAGCUAGCAUUAAUUAUGAUUUCUCAUGCUUCUUGCUUGUCAGUGUUGCAUUUAUAUGUUGUGGAAAGAUAAGUCUACUUUUAACUGACAAAAAAUAUUGUUUUUGUUCAUGUAGGGUAAAUCUACUGUACCAUUUGAUGUAGAUGACAAAUGACUUGUAUUCAAGAGAUUACUUUUGCUUUAUUAGCCAAGGACAACCUAGAUGACAGUUAACGCUUUGAAUCCUUGUUUAACCAUCCAACUGAAAUGAACAAGAAGUUCUCUAAAAAGUAAAAAAAAUAAUAAAUUGAACAUUUUUUUGAAUCAUUGGACUGUGUGAUUAAUCCAGCCUCAGUCAUUUUGCAUGUGUAGUCUGUUUAAUAAUUUAAUUCAUCUUUUGACACCCUAGACUCUGAAGGGGAAUUUGUUUGUGUCUAUUGGUGACUGUUGUGUUUUCUGUUUGUGAUGAUAUACCUAAUGAGUAUUACACAUAGAAAUGAACAAUCUAAUCGGUAAACACAAUUGUUUUUCCCUCCAAAUUGACAAAACUUAAAUCUAAGACCAUUGUUUUUCAAAAAUAUCAUUACUACCAAGAAGUACUGCAGGCUUUUGACAUAUUUGCUCAUUGUUAAUUAGUGAAGCAGUUGAUCAGUUGAAAUCCAUGCUUAAAAACAUUAAAGGUUAUUAUUUGGAAUUUAAAACUGUAUUGCAAAAUUAACUUUACCGUUUACUAAUCUAAUGCAAUGAAUCGGUGAGCUGGCGGGAAACUGAUCAACUGUUUUCAUAACAAGGUAAAUGGCAAAUGUUUUUCUGUGCCAGUUUGUCAAGGAAGUUGCUCUCAUUUUUCAUGAUGGUGAAGUAAAACCAGACAUUCCCUGAUGUUACCUCAAUGUUGGCCUGAAAAAAAUAAAAGAUUGAUGAAGA